Messenger RNA from Thunnus maccoyii (southern bluefin tuna), 3718 nucleotides. It is a transcript of the gene tgm1l1, whose product is annotated as transglutaminase 1 like 1. Gene Ontology annotation, biological process: peptide cross-linking. NCBI's taxonomy places the organism in Eukaryota, Metazoa, Chordata, Actinopteri, Scombriformes, Scombridae. Gene Ontology annotation, molecular function: protein-glutamine gamma-glutamyltransferase activity. The transcript is spliced from 14 exons. The record is from RefSeq and is a predicted model, not a curated record. The coding region runs from base 184 to 2535 and encodes 783 amino acids.
GGUGUGUGAGGACUUUAAGUAGCGUGCAGUACAUUCUUGGACAGGCAGAUAUCUAAGUCUUCUACGAGACCAAGUGCGAGUACAGAAAAAAGUUUCUAAAAGUUUUCAAACACUGAGGGAUCACUACUCAGGACGAAGCAGAGGUUUCACCGCUGAUCCAUAGAAGAGUCCUCACAGAGAAAAAUGCCAGGUGAACGGUUGACAGUAAGAGGCACGUCAGAGGUGGGGCGCUUCCCAGGAGCAGCCCCACCCACCCGGGUGGAGCUGACCAUUCACAAGGAUGAGGAGAAGAAGCAGGAGAAAGGAGGAUGUUGCCGCUUUUUCAGGAAAAUAUGCUGUUGCUGUAAGCGCCAGAACAGCACCUCUUAUGAUGUUACAGAUAAGGUGGAAUUUGUCAAACCCCCAGCCCCAGAAUUGGCCCCGGAGCCUGUUAAGCCACAGCCUGAGAAUGGAGAAGCAAAGGAACUGGAAGAAAUGAAGUUGUCAGUGCUUUCUGUGGACCUGCUGAGCUCCAAGACAAGUCAGAACAGACGGGAGCACCACACUGACCUGUAUGACGGAGAUGAGCUGAUCAUCCGCAGAGGGCAGACCUUCCAGAUGGAGCUGGAGCUCAACAGGCCCUUCAAGGCUGACACUCACAAGCUGUAUCUGGACCUUAAAACAGGUCCCCUGCCCAUGGUGUCCAAAGGCACCCAUGUUAUCAUUCCGCUGGUGGAUGACUUGGAGGAUGAACGCUGGGAGGCCAAGGUUGUAGAGCAGAACGGCAACAAGAUCAAGCUGUCAGUCAACUCACCAGCCAGUGCUGUGAUUGGCCUGUACGGCCUCACAGUCACAAUUUGCUCUCCGAAGGGUGAGGCCAAAACAACUCACGAGUCCAGCAAGAACAUCGUCAUGCUCUUCAACCCCUGGUGUGAAGAGGACACAGUGUUCCAGGAUGACGAUGAUGAGAGGGAAGAGUAUGUGCUGAAUGACACUGGGAGAAUUUACUAUGGCACAGAGAAUCAAAUAGGUUCUCGCACAUGGAACUUUGGGCAGUUUCAUGAGGGGAUCCUGGAAGCAUGUCUGUUCAUCUUGGAAAAGAGUGACAUGCCACCAUCUGGCCGAGGGGAUUCUAUUAAUGUGGUCAGGGUCAUAUCUGCCAUGAUAAAUGCUCAGGAUGACUCAGGGGUUCUGGUUGGGAACUGGUCAGGAGAUUACUCUGAUGGAGUGUCUCCUACGGCUUGGAGCAGCAGCGUGGAGAUCCUGAGGAAAUACCACUCCUCCAAUGGAACGCCUGUGUCAUAUGGACAGUGCUGGGUCUUCUCUGGGGUCACUACAACAGUUCUCCGCUGUCUUGGCAUACCCGCCCGCAGUGUGACCAACUUCCAGUCUGCUCAUGAUACUGACGUAUCCCUCACCACAGAUGUAUAUUUCGAUGAGAAUAUGAAGCCAAUUGACUACCUCAACAGUGAUUCUGUCUGGAAUUUCCACGUAUGGAACGACUGCUGGAUGGCAAGACCAGACUUGCCCGCUGGUUAUGGAGGCUGGCAGGCUAUUGACUCCACUCCCCAGGAAACCAGCCAGGGAACCUUCCGCUGUGGCCCCGCCUCUGUCAACGCCAUCCGCUCUGGCCAGGUCUACCUCAAACAUGACACACCCUUCAUCUUUGCUGAGGUCAACAGUGAUAAGAUCUACUGGCAGAAAAAUCUUGAUGGUACUUUCAGCCAGAUUCACAGUGAGAAGAAAGCCGUCGGCCACUGUAUCAGCACCAAAGCAGUGGGUUCUGAGACACGGGCGGACAUCACACACCUGUACAAAUACCAGGAAGGGUCGGAAGACGAACGCAUUGCUGUGGAGACUGCCAGUCGCUAUGGCAGCAAGCCAGACGUCUACUCCACUCCCAUGGCAGAGGAUGUGAGCGUGGAAGUGAAGAUGGAGGGCGAGGGGCCCAGGAUGGGUGCCGAUGCCCAACUGACCAUCCUAGUGAAGAACCUGAGCUCGCAGCCCCGUCGGACAACGCUGCACAGCCAGGUGGCUGUCAUGUACUACACUGGUGUGCUGAGGGGCACCAUCAAGAAGGAGGAGAUGCCUGUGGAGCUUUUGCCCAAUGAAGAAAAGACCAUUGAGUGGUUACUGCCCUACCAACAGUACCAAAACCAGCUGGUGGACCAGGCAGCCCUGAUGCUGACACUGACAGGAAGAGUCAUUGAGACCCAGCAAGUGUUGGCCAACCAGACCACUUUCAGGCUCCGAACACCUGACCUCAACAUCAUGCCUUUGGGAGAAGCCGUGGUUGGUAAGGAGAUGGCAGCCAAGAUCACCUUCACCAACCCCCUGCCACGAACACUGAAGGGAGUCAUUUUCAGAGUGGAGGGCUUGGGUCUGCAGAAAGGCCACGAAGUUGUUGUUGGUGACGUUGGUAGUCACUCCACAGUGACACUGACAGAACACUUCAUCCCCACCCAACCCGGACCCAGGAAGCUUGUGGCGUCACUCGACUGUAAACAGCUCACACAAGUGCAUGGAGUGGCCGAUAUCGUUGUUCUUGAACAAUGAGUGGGAGCCAGCAAGAUCACUUCCUGUCCGGUUCUCACUUUUUCUUUAUAAACUUGUCAAAAUAUUUACUAAGAGCCUCUAAUUAUAUGAAAAGUGUGCAAAGUUUCUAUAUCUUAAAAUAUUCUGUUUGUUUUGUACUACAGCAAAAUCUGAAUUUUUGAUAUUUUAAAACUAUGAAUAUGCAAUUAUUAACUGUAGCAUUAUCAGUAUUAUAUUUUUUACAUAAAAUAAUAUAAAUUCACACUUCUGCCUUGCUCUGAAAUGUAUAUACAGUUGUGUAUACACAGAGUUUAAAUGCAUGCAUUGCAAGUGCUUUAAUUAGCGAGCAUUCAUAUAUUAAAGUUAUAAACUUAACUGUUAGAUUACAAUCACUGUUCUGACAUGCCUUAAUGCAUUUGAAGACACUGAACAAAGCAUGUGAAGGUGCAGAGAUUCAGGUCACCAUUAUUUUGUGAUAAUGUAAAUACUGUAUAUGUAUUAUUCAUAUAGCGUUUCAUAAGAUGAAAAGUAUUGUCAGACAAAAUGAACCUCACGUGGCUUUCGCAUUCAUGAAGGAAGGGUACUGUGAAAUGUUUUAAAGGGAAUGAUGUUGUAAUUGACAUUGACAUUUUGCAAAGGGCACAUUACAACUUCUCAUGUUUUUUUGACAUGUUAUUUGAUUGAAUAACAAAUUGUAAUAUUGUUGAAAAAAAAUGUAAAUUUGUUGAAAAAGUAAUUUUUCUGUACAAAUUUACCAUGAAGAUUUGCAAAAAAAACUCUACAAGGACAUGUCAAAAAUGUUCCUUUGAUCAUCAGAGAAAAUGCAACUUCAUACUGCCUUGUUUAUUUUGAAAACCAACAAAUCAGCAUUCAUAAAACUGAAAUGUUUCCAUUUGCAGAAUGCAAGCCUUAAUGUUCCCUAAGAUGAACUUCUACCAGAUGUUGCUCUUUAUUAUCUUUUUGUGUUUUUUUUUUUUUCAUCGUAUGUGUGUACAUUACACUGACUUAAGCUUUGUAUAACAAGUUCUGGCAAAAUUGGACUUGUCACUGCUGUGAACUGCAGCCAGCCAUGUCAGAAUGGAAGUGUGACCUUAACUCACCAUAGCUUCACCUGGUUCUAGUCUGUUUUCAGCACUCAACAUACAAUGUGAAGGAAACUAUUACUACUACUACUAUACUAAUAUUAUACUAUUUAUCUACCUUG